Molecule: messenger RNA, 2100 nt
Organism: Colletotrichum scovillei
Lineage: Eukaryota; Fungi; Ascomycota; Sordariomycetes; Glomerellales; Glomerellaceae
Product: alpha-1,3-mannosyltransferase CMT1
Exons: 2
Coding region: 715-2037 (440 amino acids)
Source: RefSeq, a predicted model, not a curated record
CCUCCAUCUCACCUCUUCUCUCUCCUUACCGCUCGAUGCCUUUUGCGUUCCCCCUUUCCCAACCAAGAUCCUAGUUGAUCCCGACUCUUGGAUCGCUGCGCCUCGCAUCGCUCGGGCUCCGUCUCUUCUCCUAAACACCUUUUAUAACAAAGCUCGGCGGGAACUGCUGGUCUCUCACAGGCUUCAGCUGCAUUCGCCAGUCCCGACCAUGUGAGCUGCUUGCUCUUGGAUCACGACCACACAGAACUCUAUAAUCCCAACAGUAGUCCUUUCUGUUCUUUGGCCCUCAUGCCUUAACCUUUUCUUCUUCCUGCAGGGUCGCCGAGAGUUCCGAUCAAGAAACAGAAAGAAACGAACCGUCGGGAGGUUUCGAGUUCGACUCGCCUUCCAGAUCGCCUUUGCUUUAAGCUUUCGUCAGUGCUCCUGCCCACCGGGACCUGAUAUGAACUAUUAGCCACCCUCCUCCCACCUCCAUCCAUUUCUCAGAUUACCGAUCUUGGCAUCUUCUCUUUUACUGCAUUAGAGUCAUCAACCUGCAUAUUCGCUCGAUCCCAUUCUCGUCGGCGCGCGCUCAUAGUUCCCUUGGCAUCGUUCGCCAAAGCUGCUGUUGCUGCUAUAUUCGAAGAAGACUCGCAUGCCAUCGCCGCACGUCAGCCAGUCAAACUUGAUUCAGCACAUUGCGAUUUCGUCAAACGACCACUGUACAUACACACAAUGAUUGCGAACUUUCAUAACCCGAGGCGACUUCGGACGCCCUUCAUCGCCAUCAUCGUUUUCAUCCUCAUUACAGGAUUUUUCUUGCUCUUCCACCAACCCCUAGUCCAAUAUUUCGUAAUUCCAUGGACAGCAGAACAAUAUGGCGGCAGCUGGAUGAACGACUCUUCACCAAACUGGGUCCAACCAGCUCUCUACGAAGGCCGGCCAGACAAGUUUGGCGAAGCAAGUCAGUACGUGCAGGCAAUCCUAGACCCUAAGAACGGAGGCUUUCCCAUUGUCAACUGCCCAGCGACAAAUCUCACUCGCUACGAAGUCCUGCGGCCUACCAUGAAUAUGAACAAGAGGCACUACUUCUUUGCUCUCGACUUGCGACAGGUUAGAGAUCUCCUGCCUCAGUUGAUAGGAGCUGUUCUGGAAGCGAUGAACGUCAUUGGGCCGGAGAACUGCGCCCUUUCCAUUGUUGAGGGUAUCUCCACCGAUGGUACAUAUGAGACGCUCUACCGCCUGAAAUCACACCUCGACCAGAUGGGAGUUUCCUAUCACCUACAGACGAGCAGCAUUGAUUCCCACAGUGGCGACCGCAUCGGCAAGCUCGCCAAGCUGAGGAAUCUGGCCUUGGAACCUAUGAUGGCAGACGCGGAUGCCUACGACCCGAAGGCGACGAUUAUUUUCCUCAACGACGUUGCUGCAUGCACCGAGGAUAUUUUAGAGUUGGCAUACCAGAAGCAAACGCAGGGAGCCGAUAUGACUUGCGCGAUGGACUACCACUUCCUCCGAUUUGCGCCGCACAAUGGAGAACCCUCGUUCUACGAUUCGUGGAUCUCUCGCGCCAUCAACGGCGACACCUUUUUGCCGAUCCCCGACAGAACACCCAAGGGAGAACAAUGGAGCGACGUGGCGAACAUGUUUUGGAACCACCCGUACUCCCAGGAUCGAUACCUCAGCCGUAAGCCGCUGCAGGUGUUUGCGUGCUGGAACGGAGGCGUUGCGGUGACUGGAGAGCCCUUCCUGAAGAAGCAGAUUGACUUCCGGAGGUCAUAUCAAGGGGAGUGCCAUACCGGCGAGCCAACACUGCUGUGCAAGGAUUUGUGGAAGUUGGGUCACGGCAAAAUCGCCGUCGUGCCGAGCGUCAGCUUGGCAUAUAAUGUGAAAGACGGACGACAAAUCAAAGAAGAGAGGGGGUUUGCGUCGGCCUGGACCAUUAACGAGAACAAUGGAGAGCCACCAAAGAUCAAUUGGCAAGAGGAGCCGCCAGCGAUGGUCAAGUGUAUGCCGACGUUCAGGAACCAAUUCUGGCGGCCGUGGAAUGAAGGUCUGUGAAGAGGCCCAGCUCGAGGCGCUAUAGGAAGGGGGUGGUGGAAGAGGUGGAAUUUUUCAUUGUAG